AUGCCACAAGCGUAUCAAACGCGAACUGGUUUUGUUGGAAAUACGAUGACAAGACCAGCAUCGGCAACCGGUAAACGUGGUGGUCGGCGACCAAAGGAAUACGAAGAAUAUGAUCAUGUGACUUUGAGUGAGGAAGAACGGGAUAAGCGUGACAAAAGACGUUUGCGAAAUAAGGAAGCGGCGGCAAGAUGUCGACAAAGGCGCCUUGAUCUUAUGGGCUCACUACAGAAUCAAGUAAACCAAUUGAAGGAAGAAAAUAAAAUGAAAGAUGCAAAAAUUGCCGAAUUGCAGCUAUUGAAAAAUGAACUUAUCGCUGUGAUUCGUGAUCAUCAUUGUGUCCUGCCAGAAGCUCUCCGUCAGACGUUAGAUGUGGAUAUGUCCAGUACCCAGCAAUAUAUGCCACGUGGUGCACCGGCACCAGUAGUAACGGUACCAACUAGCACUGAAGUUGUACCUUACACACCAUCACCACCAUCACCGCAGGCAGUGCUCAGUAGUCGAAAGCGACCAGCCAGUGCAAUGAUAUCGGAUCUUAGGCAACCACCACCACAACCGGGUGCGUCAUCGCUAACAACAACUGUGCCGCUGAACAGAAAUGAUAACCAGACUAAUAAUAUACUGACAUUGACAAAGCCUUCUUCUAUGCAAAUAAAACAAGAGCCGACUUUGUUCGAUGUUAAUGGACGUGAUUUACCAGAUGAAGAGAUCAAACGUCCAACAUCAUUAACAUUUGCAGACGGUGUUACCACAACAACAGCUUAUAGUUCGUUGAGUAGUUCUGGUGUACCCAUCACAACGCCAUCAAAUUUAAUUGGUGGAGCAGCAUCCGACUUCGGUGGUGUCAAUUUAUUGGAUGGUCCAACCGGAUUGACACCUUGUCAUCCACCACAAGCAACCGCAUUUCAACUUCCAAGCAUGACAGCUCCACUUGGUGAAGGACGCAGUUUUGAAACGUUGUAAAAUUUCAUUGGUGUUGAAAUGUUAAACGGAUACUCCAGGAAAGUAAAGUUAAACGAGGUUUUCA
Messenger RNA from Loa loa (African eye worm), 1024 nucleotides. RefSeq names its product bZIP transcription factor family protein. Gene Ontology annotation, cellular component: nucleus. The record is from RefSeq and is a predicted model, not a curated record. NCBI's taxonomy places the organism in Eukaryota, Metazoa, Nematoda, Chromadorea, Rhabditida, Onchocercidae. The coding region runs from base 1 to 960 and encodes 319 amino acids. Gene Ontology annotation, molecular function: RNA polymerase II cis-regulatory region sequence-specific DNA binding; DNA-binding transcription factor activity, RNA polymerase II-specific. Gene Ontology annotation, biological process: regulation of transcription by RNA polymerase II. The transcript has 6 exons.